AUGUCGGACUCCAAGGAUAACAAGGGCAAAGCGCCCCAAGAUGUCAACCCCGAAGGCGACGCGGCCCAGAACAAAUCCUCCUCCAAGAGCGACAAGAAAUCCAAGGAUGCCAACCCCCUCGCGAAGAUUACCCCUCAGAUGGCGGAGACGCUGCUAGAGAACAAUCCCGCUUUGAAGAACGAGAUGAUUGGUUUGGAUAAGGACAAGGCGGCGGAAGCUCUGCGCAAAAUGGAUAUCUCUCAGCUGCUGACGGGUCUUUCGGUCACCGGCAAGAACCAGAAGGACAUCGCUUCGUACAAGUUCUGGCAGACGCAGCCGGUGCCGCAUUUCGAUGACACGGGUAGCGCAACCGGCGGUCCCAUCAAGGUCAUUGACCCUGAGAAGGUGUCCAAGGAGCCGGACACUUUGAUCGAAGGAUUCGAAUGGGCGACUCUGGACCUCACCAACGAGACCGAACUACAGGAACUGUGGGACCUGCUGACUUACCAUUAUGUGGAGGAUGACAAUGCCAUGUUCCGAUUUAGAUACUCGCAAGCAUUCUUGCACUGGGCCCUGAUGUCCCCCGGCUGGAAAAAGGAAUGGCACGUGGGUGUCCGCGCCUCCAAGUCCAAGAAACUGGUCGCCUCGAUCUGCGGUGUGCCUACGGAGAUUCGCGUGCGCGACCAGAAGAUCAAGGUGACGGAGAUCAACUUCCUUUGCAUCCACAAGAAGCUCCGGUCGAAGCGCUUGACCCCGGUUUUGAUCAAAGAGAUUACUCGUCGCUGCUACCUGAACGGAAUAUACCAGGCCAUCUAUACCGCCGGAGUGGUCUUGCCGACUCCGGUGAGCUCGUGCCGAUACUACCACCGCCCUCUGGACUGGCUGAAGCUGUACGAAGUUGGCUUCUCCCCUCUUCCUCACGGCUCGACCAAAGCCCGCCAGAUCACCAAGAACCAUCUCCCCAGCACCACGUCCACCCAGGGCCUUCGCCCAAUGGAGAUGAAGGACGUUGAUGCCGUUUACGAUUUGCUUGAGCGCUAUCUGAAGCGCUUUGAUAUGAACCAGGCCUAUACCAAGGAGGAAAUUGAGCACUGGUUGGUGCACCGGGAAAAUGCGGAGAAGGAGCAGGUUGUCUGGUCUUAUGUGGUCGAGGACCCUGAAACUCAAAAGAUUACCGACUUCUUCUCCUUUUACAACCUCGAAUCUACGGUUAUCCAGCACCCCAAGCACAAGAACGUGCGCGCCGCCUACCUCUACUACUAUGCUACGGAGACCGCGUUUACCGGAGAUAUGAAGGCUUUGAAGGAGCGUCUUCUGCAAUUGAUGAACGAUGCCCUUAUAUUGGCCAAGAAGGCGCACUUCGAUGUCUUCAAUGCCCUCACCUUGCAGGACAACCCUCUGUUCCUGGAACAGCUCAAGUUCGGCGCCGGUGACGGACAAUUGCACUUCUACCUAUACAACUACAGGACUGCGCCAGUCCCCGGAGGUGUCAACGAGAAAAAUCUGCCCGACGAGAAGAACAUGGGCGGCGUUGGUGUUGUUAUGCUGUAG
Aspergillus affinis is the source of this 1530-nucleotide messenger RNA. Its product is annotated as glycylpeptide N-tetradecanoyltransferase swoF. Gene Ontology annotation, biological process: N-terminal peptidyl-glycine N-myristoylation. Gene Ontology annotation, molecular function: glycylpeptide N-tetradecanoyltransferase activity. The record is from RefSeq and is a predicted model, not a curated record. Gene Ontology annotation, cellular component: cytoplasm. Bases 1 to 1530 code for a protein of 509 amino acids. Lineage: Eukaryota; Fungi; Ascomycota; Eurotiomycetes; Eurotiales; Aspergillaceae. The transcript is spliced from 3 exons.